This is a messenger RNA of Paramuricea clavata, 785 nucleotides long. NCBI's taxonomy places the organism in Eukaryota, Metazoa, Cnidaria, Anthozoa, Malacalcyonacea, Plexauridae. The record is from the annotation of a GenBank genome assembly.
CAACGUGUUGAUACAGUGCAGUUAAAUGAGCAAAGGAGAAGGAAAGAACGAAAACUAGUUGUCGAAUCAUGGACUGGCAAAGGUAUUGUAGUAUUUUUAUUCACCAGGGGCUGGUUGUUAAAACCAUGAUUAGUGCUAACCCUGGGUAUUGUGUAUUUGUGCAAGUCUGCACAUUUCCAAACUUCGGAAAAUAAAACUUCUACUGAUCCAGAAAGAUUUCUGGAAAAAUAUUUCCAAGUUUAUAAACAAUCUGUCAUGAAAUUUAGUUUGAAAUUUAGCUUAACUCUGAAUUGAGCUAACCAUGCAGCUUUCGAACAACCAGCCCAAGGAAUUGGGGGACUUAACAACCCAUCAAAGGGAAAGAUCCACUGUUCAGUAUCAUGUUGACAGUAAUGGACAUGUUUUCCAAGGCUUUCAAAAUGCCAAAUUAAUUAUUUGUUUGUGCUGUGAGCCCAAAUGCUCUCUCAGUUGCUUGCAGUUGUGUGAUAAAUCACAUACUGUACUUUCAGUACUUAGGAAAAUUGUUUGUGCAAAGCUUUCUGCCCUUGCAUGCAUGUUUUUCCUCCCUACAGGAUUAACCCUUGUGUGGCUAUGUUUAUAAAAUCUAAUAAUUACACCAUAUUUUCUUAUUUAUAUAGAUGUUUCCAAUGAGAGAUUCCUCAUGAUUGGUUUUAUGAGCUUGUGUGAUAUGCCUGAUGACAAAUUUAUGCCAUGUGAAAUGGCUAUUGCAGAGUAUUCACUGAGAAAUGGGAUUAUUCGAAGCUUCCACAGAUAUAUAGAUCCAG